Molecule: messenger RNA, 1324 nt
Organism: Daldinia caldariorum
Lineage: Eukaryota; Fungi; Ascomycota; Sordariomycetes; Xylariales; Hypoxylaceae
Product: renal dipeptidase family
Exons: 4
Coding region: 95-1192 (365 amino acids)
Biological process (GO): proteolysis
Molecular function (GO): metallodipeptidase activity
Source: RefSeq, a predicted model, not a curated record
CAUUGAGCAGAGCAUUGAGCAGAGGGUUGAGAAGAUCCUUUCGGAAACUCCCUUGAUAGAUGGACACAAUGACUUGGCUAUCUUCAUCCGUUCCAUGUACAAUAACCAUAUCUACAAUGAGAACUUCUCAAGGCCGUUUGAAGAGGGCGGACUCCCAAUGCAUGUCGACCUGCCCAGGUUGAGGGAAGGCCAUAAUGGAGGUGCCUUCUGGAGUGUCUUCACGCCAUGCCCUGCUAAUGGCACGGACUACUCGGAUGAAAACUAUGCCUCUAGUGUCCAACUGACCCUCCAGCAAAUCGAUCUUAUGACCCGGCUACAGAACGCCUAUCCCGAGGACUUCUCCGGCAUCCCAAUAGACUCUAAGUCCGCCGUGGCAGCAUGGGAGAAGGGCAAGCUCAUCUCGCCUCUGGGAAUCGAGGGUCUUCAUCAGAUUGGUAACUCGGUAGCCAACUUACGGCGAUUCUACGCGCUGGGCGUCCGCUACGCUACCUUGACGCACAACUGUGGAAACAUAUUUGCUGAUGCGGCUCUCUGGGAGAACCCCUUCCGCAAAGCUCCUCCGGUGUGGAAUGGUGUUUCGCCCAAGGGCAGACAGCUGAUCAAUGAGAUGAACCGUAUCGGCAUGCUGGUCGAUCUGUCUCACGUCAGCGCCGAUACCAUGAGAGACGUCCUCGGCGGCCGCAAAGAAUGGGCGGGCAGCAAAGCUCCCGUCAUGUUUAGCCACAGCUCUGCCUACGCCAUUUGCCCGCACCCGCGUAACGUCCCAGAUGACGUACUCCGUCUCGUCAAGAAGAAGAACUCAAUUGUCAUGGUAAACUUCUCACCGGAUUUCAUCAGCUGUAUCGACAAAGGCGCCGAGAGCGGCGUUCCCGAGUUCUACCCUGACAACAGCACCCUUUCGCAGGUAGUUAGUCAUAUUACCUAUAUCGGCAAUCUGAUAGGGUACGACCACGUCGGCUUGGGAAGCGACUUCGAUGGUAUCUCGUCUACUCCCGAGGGCUUGGCCGACGUAUCUAAGUAUCCGGAUCUUGUUGCGGAGCUGCUCCGGCGAGGAGUUUCGGACGAAGACGCCGCUAAAGUCGUAGGCGGAAACAUACUGCGCGUCUGGGGUGAUGUCGAGAAGGUAGCUGCGAAAUUGCAGGCAAAGUGGGAGCCGGUAUUGGAAGAUGAUUUAGGUCGCUUGUUUGAAUAAAGGGGAUGUGUAACGUACCUAGGUAUAUAGCUUUUUGGUUAUACCAAGCCAUUGACAAUCUAUCAUAUACAUAUAGCUGCCGUCUGUGAGUCUUUUUUAGGUAGCUAAUGCAAUACAGAUAUUCAAAAUGAG